This is a messenger RNA of Rhodotorula graminis WP1, 270 nucleotides long. RefSeq lists its product as uncharacterized. The record is from RefSeq and is a predicted model, not a curated record. The transcript is spliced from 2 exons. NCBI's taxonomy places the organism in Eukaryota, Fungi, Basidiomycota, Microbotryomycetes, Sporidiobolales, Sporidiobolaceae. The coding region runs from base 13 to 201 and encodes 62 amino acids.
GACGAGGUCAUCAUGUACCUCGAUACGAACGAGGCCACCGAGCUCACGUUCAAGGGCUUCGUCGGGCUGUACACGCUCCAGACGGAGAACGACGAGGCCGAGACGGUCAAGGACCUCAAGCAGUGGGGGUACGACCCGGCCACGCUGGACGCUGUCGUCGCGGCGUCGAAGCAGGAGGAGAGCGGCGAGGCCAAGGCGUGAUGGCUCGUCGACGACGAGGCGAUACCCGAGUUGGCUAGAUACCUCUGCAAUGCACUCAGACUGCAGACU